AUGUCGGGCGGAGGUGUUGACGAAAUUCCUGUUACACAAAUCAUUCAUCUCGCCCUCCAGCGAGAGUCGAAGCCGGCUCUCAGCGACAGUGGAGUCUGGGCGGAAGCGCUCGACUUGGUAGAACCCGGCGCUCAAAGAGUCUAUUGGGGACGCUCGCUCGAACAUCCUCAACAUGGGCAGUUGCAUAUAGUGCGUCGAAACCUUGCGCAACACCACCAGUUCCUGAAGUCGGACUCUUACCAACAAUUUCUGGCCAUCCACGAGAGAAUCACAGGUCAGCCACAAAAGCCAGUCGUUCGUCAUGCGCAGAUCAAGUCCUGGACACCUAACGAUCCAUCACUGGCAAGAGGUGCGCCUUUUGUAGGCACGGCAAUCUACCUGAACACCAUUGAUGGCUGGGACGAUGGCGCGUGGCCACUGUGGACUCAUAUUGUCCGGCACGUGGGUGGCUGUCUAGGUUGCGCUGGAGGGCCGGUUCUCGAGCCGGUGGAAACAUGUCCAGGACCACUGCAAAAGCUGCUCGAAGGGGAGAAAGCGACUCAAACGUUCAAUAGGUCGUACAUCGUAUAUGUUGGCUGGGAAUCUCCAGAGAAGCACGAUGCGUUCCACCACACGGAACACUUUGCGAAACAUUUCGUUAUCUUGAAUUGCGUAAACGAUGGGUACGCAGAGUAUGGUCACAUCGUGUUCGAAGGGUCCAGAGAGAAGGGCAUUGACAUUGCCGCCAAGAUGUGA
This is a messenger RNA of Fulvia fulva, 735 nucleotides long. RefSeq lists its product as uncharacterized. NCBI's taxonomy places the organism in Eukaryota, Fungi, Ascomycota, Dothideomycetes, Mycosphaerellales, Mycosphaerellaceae. The coding region runs from base 1 to 735 and encodes 244 amino acids. The record is from RefSeq and is a predicted model, not a curated record. The transcript has 2 exons.